AAUCUAUGUAUUUCCGCAUGCAGCUAUUUAUAGCCUCACGUCAUCAGCGAACAACAUUGGGACAGUUGACACUAUCGGAUUGAGUAUGUUCGUCGGUGUACGGGUUGUGCGGGGUCCUGAUUGGUCCACCGGAGAGAGUGAUGGAGGUGAAGGUCACGUGGGAACUGUUGUGGCACAAGAUGGCGCUGGUCGUGUUGACGUCAUAUGGGACGGUGGUCAGAGAACGACGUGCAGAGCUGGGAAAGAUGGCAAACAUGAUCUGAGAAUCCUGGAUACUGGAAGCAUAGGAAUACGCCACGAGGGUUUCACGUGUGAGGGCUGUGAGACAACGGACUUCUACGGCACGAGGUGGACGUGUAAACAAUGCACCUCGACCAGUCUGUGUUCUACGUGUUACUCCGCGGACAUUCACGACACCAGUCACGUGUUCUUGCGCCAUGAUAUGCCAGGGGAUUCCGGAGUUGAAGUCAAGAAAAGAACGAGCUGCCUCAUGUUGCGUUCUCUCGGGCUCUACCCUGGGGCAAGGGUUGUGAGGGGAGAGGAUUGGAGCUGGGACAAGCAAGACGGCGGCAGUGGAAGCAAAGGUACGAUCACUGAGAUGCACGACGAGCCAAAGGCAGGCACGACCGGUAGUACAGUGAGGGUGAAGUGGGACGUGGGUCCCUCCAAUCUGUACCGGGUGGGGCAUAAGGGCAAGGUGGACCUCAAGUACGUAGAAGAAGCUCCGUGGAUGUACUACUUCAGGGAUAACUUACCUGUCCUAGAUGUGAUGGGCGGAAAGAGUACACAUCCUGUUGUCAGCUCGGAGUUUGACGUUGGGUGUAAAGUGUGUCUACAGUUGGACCGAGAUGGGCUGAGACGCGUGCAGGCUGACAAGGGUGGUUGGACAGCAAGCAUGUCCGAGUGCGAAGGAAAGAUCGGAAGAGUUGCAGAUUUCCCCAGUGAUGGGUUAGCGACUGUUGUGUUUGAUAACAGUAGAUACAGAUUUGCCACCGAAGCCCUCUUGAAGGUGUACGACCACAGCAAAGGAGACGUGGUCCGGAUCCUGGAUGACAAGGAGAAGGUGAAGAUGCUUCAGGAUAAACAUGGAGGAUGGAAUCCCAAUAUGGAAAAGUCCUUGGGAAAAGUUGGCCGGGUGAAGGGCGUGGACCGCGAAGGGGAUGUGAUAGUGGUGUUCGGGUCAAGGAAGUGGUAUUUCAACCCUGCCUGCUGUGUACCUGCUGUAGGGAUGACUGUGGAGAGCCUGGAAGAUAGUGAUGACGAUGAAGGUCCGUUUUCAGCGACGGGGCUAAUGGGAGGUUUGCUUGAAAAUCUGAAAGAAAGUUUUGCAAUGUUCGGGGACACAUCGUUAGCGGGGUUAUUAUCUGCAGAGGAGACAGGAGGUGUGACAAAGGCCAUCAUUAAAGGGGACGUCGACACAGUGAAAGCCAUGAUAGAGUCGAACCCACAGAUGUUGUCACAACACUUCGGAAUGCAGAAACUGACGCCAUUGAUGAGGGCAUGUCAUGUAGGCAACAUGGAGAUAGUACACUUCCUGCUGGACAGGGGAGCUGACCUUGAGAGCAAAGGUCAUAAGGGAAUCACAGCCCUGUCUGCAGCAAUUAUUGGGAAGAGGGAACACACAGCGAAGGUACUGCUCGAGAAGGGCGCCAACAUCCAUCACAGGCACCACAACGGGCAGACAACUCUUCAUCUUGCGGUACACAACAACCUCCCCAACAUCAUCAAAGUGCUCAUCCAGAAGGGCGUGGACGUCAAUGCUACGGACAAGGCGGGAGACACCCCUCUUCAUGAUGCUAUCGGCAUACAAAAGGAUGAAUGCGCGAAGAUUCUUAUUGAAUGUCCACACGUCAAUCUCAGGCUCUGUAACCGCAAUGACUUCAACGCCCUGCACUUCGCCUGCUUAAGGGGCAGUGUACCUUCCGUGGAGAAGAUACUUGAGAGAGACACAUCAUUUGUGAACGACCAGAUGUCGGACAAAACCUUUGCUGCUCUCCACAUCGCCGCUAACAACGACCACGUUGAAUGUUGCAGACUGCUCAUUGAAAAAGGGAAGGCCGAAGUUGAUCGGAAGGGUCCUCAGGGGGCCACUCCUCUUUAUGUCGCCGCUGGUACUUCUCAAUACAGAUCAGUGGAACUACUUCUCCAGAAAGGAGCUGAUCCCAACUUCGAAAAUGACAACGGUAACAGACCGCUCCACGGUUUGUGUAAGGGCCGCGGGUCGCGUCGAGAAGUAAGCAAGGUGGUCGACGUUGCACGACUACUUCUACAGGAAGGUGCCGCCUACAAAGCCAGAAACAAGCACGGAUCCGCCGCUCUUGAUAGGUGUUCUCGUGAAGCUGAGAAGUCAGCGAUUCGGAAAUUCAUCGACGAAAAUGAAAGAUUCCUAAAUUCCCAAGUUCCCCCGGAAAAUCAAUCAAGGCCCCAAGCUCCAGAAAGUCCGAAGAGUUCCAGAUUUAUCACGCCAUGUAACAAGUGCCUUGAGAAGGUUGCAGAUGCUAAGUUCGUCCCCUGUGGACACAAAGUAAUGUGCAGGUCGUGCGCUGCCAGCUUCAAAACGUGUCCGUUAUGCGACACACACGUACUACACGUGCAAAGAAGCAAACGAGGUGAUGACGAUGACGACGACGACGACGACGAUGAUGAUGGUGAUGUCCAGUGCAAAACUCAGUAGAAGAUACACUUCACCCAGGGUUCGAAAUACACCGUUAGCGAAGACAGGAUUUAAAUUAAUGUGACUCUAGGUGAUACGUUUAUGGAAUAUGUGUGUAGCAGUUGAGUUGUUUUAACGCCAAGUGAGUGAGUGAGUUUAGUUUUACAAGGUCUGUAAAUUAUCGAGUCUGGACCAGAUCAUCCAGUGACCACAGCAUGAGCAUCAAUCUACGCAACUGGCAAGCAUGACAUGUGUCAACUUAUAGCGAGCCUGACCACCCGAUUCCGUUAGUCGCCGCUUAUGACAAGCAUGGGUUACUGAAGAUCAAUAUUCUAACCCGGAUCUUCACGGGUAUUUUAACGCCAAGCAGGUUUGUUCCAGUACUGAAACGUAUAUAUGCACAAGACAAUGCUUUACUAUUAUCACAUUUUCUGUAUACAAUUGCCAAUGUUUUUUUGUUGUUGUUUUUUUUUUUGGGGGGGGGGAGAGCCCAAACGAGUGAUCAGUUAAAUGACGUCACUAAUUCUAGUUUCACACACAACUGAUAAUGGAUGAUGCGGACAUUUACUAAUAAGUAAAACUACAAGUAAAAUACCCAUAUUGGGGCAGUGUAGAAAUAUUAUCAAAAAAGCUUCAGAACAUCACCAAAAGAAAACUUGAAGUUCGCAUCCCUUGACACAAGCCCCCAGUCAAGAGACCAGGAAUAUGUCAUUGGUACCACAUCAUCCUGUCCGCCUACCAUGAACAACAUUCCCACUGUCAAUUUGUAAAUUAAUCUUAUAUGCCUUUAAAUGAGAGAGUAUGUUUUAACUGUUUAAAUGUUGUUGAAGAUGAAAUGAAUGUACUUUUAUACUGUCCUUUAUACCAGUGUUUUACAAAUGUUUAUUGGAAAAGUACACAGUUUUUAAUGGUAAUUUUAUAAAUUUUACUGAUUAGGAAAAGCUAUCGUGUUCAGUGUCCUAUUUGAUGUAAAUUAACAGCCGAAACCUGUUUUGAUAUUUUAAAGAAACAGGGGUUCACCGUUAUCAUUAGUUUAAUAUUUGUAAGGUUUGUUUUAUAUUUUAUAGUAUUUGUAAAUAAUCUUUCAUAAUCCCACAAGGGAUGGCUCAUAUUGUAUACUAGUUUUUCUUUUUACGAUGUUUUAAAUGUAUAAUGUAUACGUAUGAGGUGAGACUCGUAAUAAACAAUCUAUCUGUCUCUCUCUUUUCAGCUAUGUGUAUUUUGUUGGGCCUCAGGAACAAUUAGCUUCGUCAUUUGUUACUGCAUCAUUUACCAAUAUCCAUUGUUGUUGUUGAAACCAUGGUGGUUGUUUUGUAUCACCCUCAUGUUGUCUUUGUUAAUCCCCGCAAGAUGUAUAAUACAAGUCUGUUCUGUGUUAUUAUUAUUGACAACGGUUAACACAUCUUUAAACUGCGAAAGGUCGCAUCAUGAUAUAAUAAAGAGGUUGUCAUCCAUAAAGUA
Haliotis rubra (blacklip abalone) is the source of this 4114-nucleotide messenger RNA. Its product is annotated as E3 ubiquitin-protein ligase MIB2-like. Gene Ontology annotation, biological process: protein ubiquitination. The transcript is spliced from 19 exons. Bases 86 to 2674 code for a protein of 862 amino acids. Gene Ontology annotation, molecular function: zinc ion binding; ubiquitin-protein transferase activity; protein binding. Gene Ontology annotation, cellular component: cytoplasm. The record is from RefSeq and is a predicted model, not a curated record. Lineage: Eukaryota; Metazoa; Mollusca; Gastropoda; Lepetellida; Haliotidae.